UCCAAGGAAACAUGGCGGCGCACAUUAGCAGAGCUGUGAAGCGACUUCUUCCUCAGGAGAGCGGUGGGCUCCUGCCCGCAGCCUGGCAGUUGUAUGCCGUAGCAUGGCGUUAUCACCAUCACACUGCAGGCUCCUCGCUGCGCUACAUACCCCGCAGGGCCGUUCUCUACUGCCCUGGCAAUGAUGAGCGAAAAUUGAGAAAACUAGCCUCGCUGGAUGUUGACUGUGCCGUCUUGGACUGUGAGGAUGGUGUAGCCCUCAGCAAAAAGACAGAGGCCAGGGAGACCAUUCCUAAGAUGUUAGCAGAACUGGACCUGGGCCGGACAGAGAAGUGUGUGAGGGUGAACUCGGUGUCCAGUGGCUUAGCUGAGGCUGACCUGCAGGUCAUCCUGCAGGCUGAGGUCCUCCCUCCCGCCAUCAUGUUGCCCAAAGUGGAGGACACGCAGGAGGUGCAGUGGUUUGUUGACAGAUUUCAGCACAACUUGAAAGGACGGGCACUGACAGAACCCAUUCGCCUGGUCACCUUUGUGGAAACCGCUGCGGGCCUGCUCAAUUUUAAGGCGGUGUGCGAGGAAAUCCGUCGGCUCGCUCCCAAGGCCGGUCUCCACCAUGACGGCGUGGUGUUCGGCUCUGAUGACUUCUGUGCCAGCAUAGGUGCCACUCGUACCAAAGAUGCCAGGGAGCUCCUAUACGCGAGGCAGAAGGUGGUUGUGACCACCAAAGCGUUCGGGCUGCAGGCCAUCGACCUGGUCUACAUUGACUACAAAGAUGUGGAGGGGCUGAGGCAGCAGGCCAGAGAGGGAGCUCUCAUGGGCUUCACAGGUAAGCAGGUUAUCCACCCGGGGCAGAUUCAGGCUGUGCAGGAAGAGUUCUCCCCGAGUCCUGAGAGGGUCCAGUGGGCCAAAGAGCUCAUUGCUGCUUUUGAUGAACACCAAAAGGAAGGAAAGGGUGCGUUCACCUUCCGCGGCAGCAUGAUCGACAUGCCCUCGGUGAAGCAGGCACAGAACAUCGUGACGCUCUCCGUCGUGGUGCCAGAGAAAUGACACGACUGGUAGGAAGAAACCGGAGAGGAACCGCACAGCCAAACGCUGACGGGAGAGGUCAAAGGAUAAAGGAACUGUUGCAGGUUUCAUGACAAAAGUCGCACUUCAGAAGCUUAUAGACUAUCAGACACACGUGGGUGCUGGUUUGUGGUGUUUAAUUUAAGUUUUUAAUAACUGUUGAAAUGUUUUAAAUGUUGUCGCAGUGGAGUUUAAAAGUUUAAAAUCUACCUUCAGAUGUUUUGACAAUGUAAAAUCUGCACACGGUGAGAACAAGCAGCAGAUCUGCCUCUUGAAACCAUCACUGCCCUGUGUGGCCACAUUUCUUGGCACGCUCCGCAGUGUGCGCGCCAUCAUGCCACUCUCCAGUGUGUGUGUGUGCCCAUGCCACCCAUCUCUCCCAGGUCAUGAUGAAUGCUCUCCCAUCUCCAUGGUCCAGGCAGCUGGGCGAAAGGGUAAACAAACACAACAAGCUACUGUUGUGGGUCUAUUCAUUAGGGCCUCCUAGUCUUCCAGUCAGGCCUCAGCCCCCUGCCCAGGGCCUGACUCACAAACAUCAAAGUGGGGGGAAAAAAAACACAGAUGGAAGUGCGUAAACUCACGAUUUAGCUUUUUUGUGUCAGUCUCCUUAGUAAAGACAUGCAGCUCGCCCUGUGGCAGCUGCGAGCCUGCGGUCCUGAUGAGGAAGGCGUGUGGCGUCGGACACACCAUGACCUGUACGACAAAUAAACACUGCGUACGUGCACAUGCUGCGGCAUUUAACUCAGAGUUAACCUGGAUUUGAAAGUCUUGUUCACCUGUUUUUCAUCUUCAAAUGGUCACUUUUAUAAAAUAAUGAACUCCCGGACAAGUUGAGUAAAGUCGUUUGUUGCGUUGUCACAAAUAAAAGUACAAUGGGGCUCUGUGGAGCGCCUGUGCACGUCUGACUUCCAGAGACAGUGAAGUGGGUGUGAUGUUAGAGUGAGACAGAUUAGUGGCCAUGUUGCUCCAGCAGACCAGGACCGAGGCUUUGUCUCUCUGACUGCGGAUGGGAGGAUAAUUGGGGGGGUGUUGAAUGGUUAAUAGUGCCAUUGGUGACCAUGGUAAUGAAAGGCACCAUACCUCCCCUACCCCACCUCAUCCACUCAUCUCUCCCUCGCUCUCUCUCCACUACUGUAUGAUCUAUUGUGUCUGGGGCAGGACUGUGGUCUGUGCCAGGCCAGGCCAGACAAAAAAAGAUCGAAGGCACUCCUGCGCCCAGCCAAAGACCCCAACAGUAAGCUGUCUCUUUGGCAUUUGGCCACAUAUUUCCCUCACCCCUGGCUCACUUUUUUUUUGCUUGUCGGGAAUUCAAAUUCAGCUUGUUUGUUUGUUUUCGCCCAAUCUACCAUUAUACCCCGAGGUUGGUGGACAAAACUGCUAUUAUGUGUGACUUUCAUUAAAUAAAUCCACAAACAUGAUUUGGGUAGAUCCGAUUUUGAGAGACGGAGACCAGCCGUAUCUCAGAGUUGACUCAAAUGUCAGUUACAGAAUUGUGCUGAGUGCAUAAUGUGUCUUGUUUUUGGUUUUGUCAUGAAAAUGGGCUAUGCAGAUUUUGAUUAAACUUCCAAACACUU
Epinephelus moara (kelp grouper) is the source of this 2635-nucleotide messenger RNA. It is a transcript of the gene clybl, whose product is annotated as citrate lyase beta like. The coding region runs from base 12 to 1043 and encodes 343 amino acids. The record is from RefSeq and is a predicted model, not a curated record. Lineage: Eukaryota; Metazoa; Chordata; Actinopteri; Perciformes; Serranidae. Gene Ontology annotation, biological process: regulation of cobalamin catabolic process. Gene Ontology annotation, molecular function: (S)-citramalyl-CoA lyase activity. The transcript is spliced from 8 exons.